GCUCUCUCUCUCUCUCUCUUCGUGGAGCAACAAUGGCGACGCUCUCCUCGCUCUCUCCCUCUCUCCACUCCCAUCCCCGCACAUUGCCCUCUCCUUCUCCCUCCUCCUCCCCUUCGUUCCUCUCGCUUCUUCCGCGGAGACCGAAGCCGUUCUCGAGCCCUAGAGCGACCGCGAAUGGCGCCGUACGAGGCGGCGCCGCCCCGGCGGCGGCGGCGGCGGCGGCGGAGUUCGUCCCCGACUCCUCCUCCGACGUGCUCACCAUGUUCUUCAAGGCUGAGGGAACCAUGGAUGAAUCAAAUAUCCCUGCUGUGUUCAAGGCUCUAGAAGGAACAGAGGGAAUCAGUGAUGUGGUGGUGCGGGUCGCGGACGGCGUCGCCAGUGUUGAGUUGACGAAGCAGACCACCGUGCAAGCUACAGGGGCGGCUUCGAGUCUGGUCGAGAUCAUACAAGGGUCAGGAUUCAAGCUGCAAGCUCUGAAUUUGAGUUUCGAGGAUGAAGAAGAUGCUGCAGACUAGUUUUGCAUUGCGACCGAUCUCCGGUUUUGUUGAUGUCAAAUUAAUGCUAUUUUCAACCCCUUUUUUUUUUCUUUUCAUUUUAAAUUUUUAUUUAUUUAUUUAUUUUACCUCCCUGUUGCCGUAUAUACUACUGUUUUGAAUACCAGCCCUUUUGUAUCCAUCGAACUGGAAGUCUCUAUGCUGCAGUUGCUUCUUGUACUGUUUAUAAGUUGUAAAGAUGAUGGGAAAAAAAAAAAUGAAAACUUAUAUAUGUUGUUUA
Molecule: messenger RNA, 774 nt
Organism: Ananas comosus (pineapple)
Lineage: Eukaryota; Viridiplantae; Streptophyta; Magnoliopsida; Poales; Bromeliaceae
Exons: 4
Coding region: 33-515 (160 amino acids)
Cellular component (GO): chloroplast
Source: RefSeq, a predicted model, not a curated record